CCCUCCUCUUUACUGCAAAGUUUGUUGGGCGUGGCCUACUACUAUGCCCCGCCCAACUUGACCUCCGUUUAUUCUGUUGCUCUCUAAAUAGAAAAAAGGCUAAACACAGUACAGUCCACUAUAUAAAAUUGGAAUGCUACCCUGUUUACAUGGCAGAGCACGAGUAGCUCCAAGUGAGACUGUACCCACAACCCCCAGUUCCCCUGGCCCUGGAGCCAGAGACCUCUCUUCCUUCUUGUACUCCCACUCUGACCCUUGCCCAAGUAUGAGUUCGAGUGAAACAGAUGCUGAUCCAGUCAGACGCAAGUCUCUGGGUUUGCUGGGGUCACUGCUGACUCCACACUACGGUGACUAUGAGGUCUAUCAGUCAAUAGGAGUUGGUUGUGCAGGCACUGCGUCCAUCCUGAUAUCCCAGCACAAACCCAGUCGAAACUUUGUAGUGGUAAGACACAUAGAUCUGGAGCCCCUGUCCUUCCAGCAACUAGGGGAGGUCCAACAUGAGAUCAAGAUAUCCCAACUCCUCCACCAUCAGAACAUUGCCUGCUACCUGAUCAGCUUCGUGGUGGACGCUCACCUCUGGGCAGUGCAACCACUCAUGCAUUACGGCUCAUGUGCUGACAUCAUGCACUCUGCUGAGCCCUUCAAGAACGGGUUCCAAGAGUCAGUGGUGGCAGUGAUACUCAAGGAUGUGGCGCUGGGACUGCAGUACCUCCACAGUCUUGGCUUUGUACACCGGAGUGUGAGGGCAAAGCACUUCCUGAUCCACGAGAACGGCCAGGUGAAACUGUCCGGGCUGCGGAGUGUCGUCUCCAUGAUGAAGGACGGAUCUAGAAUGAAGUCCCUUCACGGUCAUUUCCCUCACACGGUGGACAACAUCUGCUGGCUAGCUCCAGAGGUGCUGGCACAAGACCUAUCUGGCUACUCAUUCAAGUCGGAUACAUACAGUGUAGGCAUUGCUGCUUUGGAGCUGAGCACUGGAGAGGCCCCCUUCGCUGGGCUACCCGUCACUGAGAUAAUGAUGUUAAAGUUACGUGGUCACCCCCCAGUGCUUAUGAGGAGAGACGAGGGCUUCCUUGCCAAAAGAUUCUCUAAUACUUUCACUAAAGUGGUAGAUCAUUGUGUGCACCCUAAUCCCUCAUGCCGCCCCUCUCCCACUAAACUGCUCAGCAUGUCCUUUCUCAGGAGUAAGAAGAAAUUUGGUGUUCUCAAGGACCUCCUGAAGCCCGUGGUGCCGCUGGACACGUCCACACUAAGACCAGUCAGAGAGUUUAUGCAAUCCCUGCUUCCUGUGCCUGUGAAUGAGUUGGAGCAGUUAUCAAUCGAGGGGCCAUGGACUUUAUGAGAUCUUAGUCACCAAAAUUAAUUGUCCAUUUUUUAUUUACUUUUCAAUUUGUGCUUGUAAACUUGUAAACCAUUGAUUAGCCAUACCUGCAUGUGGUGUGGGCAACAAA
Molecule: messenger RNA, 1451 nt
Organism: Halichondria panicea
Lineage: Eukaryota; Metazoa; Porifera; Demospongiae; Suberitida; Halichondriidae
Product: STE20-related kinase adapter protein alpha-like
Exons: 11
Coding region: 134-1342 (402 amino acids)
Biological process (GO): activation of protein kinase activity; protein export from nucleus; protein phosphorylation
Cellular component (GO): serine/threonine protein kinase complex
Molecular function (GO): protein serine/threonine kinase activator activity; protein kinase activity; ATP binding
Source: RefSeq, a predicted model, not a curated record